Molecule: messenger RNA, 1200 nt
Organism: Penicillium canariense
Lineage: Eukaryota; Fungi; Ascomycota; Eurotiomycetes; Eurotiales; Aspergillaceae
Product: RNA-DNA hybrid ribonuclease
Exons: 3
Coding region: 1-1200 (399 amino acids)
Biological process (GO): DNA replication, removal of RNA primer
Molecular function (GO): RNA-DNA hybrid ribonuclease activity; nucleic acid binding
Source: RefSeq, a predicted model, not a curated record
AUGAACGAGACCACGCCUUCACCCAGCCCGGCCCCCGGGCCGAAAGCGUCCCCUCGCUCGAAGCCGUCGCCCUCGCCGACCGCCGGCACCAAGCGCAAGAGAACCACCGGUACCAAAUUCUAUGCCGUUAAGAAGGGGACCAAGCCUGGCAUUUACUACAGCUGGAAUGACUGCCUGGCUCAAAUCACGGGUUUCAAGGGAGCUAUCUUUCAAUCGUUCCUCACCUUCGAAGAUGCCAGCGCAUUUGUAUCCGGCGUCAAGCUCCCGUCUGCGGGCGCUUCCGCACAAGGCGUAGAGAACACACGCUUUUACGGAAUCCAACGAGGUCGCGUCCCGGGCGUGUAUACAGACUGGACUACAGCACAAGAGCAGAUCCGCGGCUUCACACGACCCCGGUACCGGAAGUUCCCGACGCGCGAAGAAGCGGAAGAAUUUGUGAAUGCAGGAAAGGAAGGAGGGCUACCUCCUGUUGGAUUUGGAGCUCCUGGGAUGACUACCGAGAACCCCAAGGAUGCAGAUGGUGUCGAAUUCGCACCUGGUGAUGGGCCGCUACCGCAAGGCGUGGAGGACGGCUUCGAUCCAAAUGUUAUGUUAGAUCCGGCCACGGGCAAGGUGGUGUACAAGACAAGUACCAAAAAGGCGGCCACUAAAACACAGCCUUCCGGGAUUCCGGGCAUGCUGCGGAUAUACACAGACGGCAGUUCAUUGCGAAAUGGUACCAAGCUGGCCUCGGCUGGGGUCGGUGUAUAUUUUGGACCCGGAGACUCAAGUAGGAAUGUUUCGGAGCCAUUGAAGGGAAGCCGGCAGACCAACCAGCGCGCCGAAUUGACCGCCAUUCUGCGAGCCAUCGAUAUUGCGCCUCGCCAUCGCGAUGUUACAAUCUUCACCGACAGCCGCUAUGCGAUUGACUGCGUGACUGUGUGGUUCGUCAAUUGGCGCCGCAAUGACUGGAUGACGAAGGACAAUAAGCCGGUUGAGAACCGCGAUUUGAUCGAGUCGAUUUUGGUGAAGAUUGAGGAACGCCAAGAACUCAAAGUGAAGACAUUGUUCCAGUGGAUCAAGGGACACAAUCGCGAUCCUGGCAAUGAGGCAGCCGAUCGUCUAGCGGUCAAUGGAGCCCACGAAGGCGUAAAGCAAAAGGCGGAGGCAUUGGAAGUUAGUCGGAGGGUGCCCGCACAGGUAUUCGACGAAGAUUUUUGA